Nannospalax galili (Upper Galilee mountains blind mole rat) is the source of this 3390-nucleotide messenger RNA. It is a transcript of the gene Katnal1, whose product is annotated as katanin catalytic subunit A1 like 1. The record is from RefSeq and is a predicted model, not a curated record. Gene Ontology annotation, cellular component: microtubule; microtubule cytoskeleton. Bases 264 to 1793 code for a protein of 509 amino acids. Gene Ontology annotation, molecular function: microtubule severing ATPase activity; microtubule binding; ATP hydrolysis activity. The transcript has 12 exons. Gene Ontology annotation, biological process: microtubule severing. Lineage: Eukaryota; Metazoa; Chordata; Mammalia; Rodentia; Spalacidae.
GGGAGCAGCAAGGGCGUGAGCGCCGGUCGCGGGGCAUCAUGGUCCUUGUAGUUCGGAGGCGCCUGGGGCUCCCCGCCCAGGCUGGGUGACUCCGACUGGCGAACUACAAAGCCCGUAGGUCCUGAGCAGGGCGAAAGACCGAGGAUAAACUUGGAGGAGACCCGAAAGAGUGAAUGUGGCUCUUUGUCUGCACCGGGCUCUCGGGUGGUCGCGGAACGGGGCACAGUGCACUGCGCUGGGAAAGCGGAGGUGUCUGAAAGAAGAUGAAUUUGGCUGAGAUUUGUGACAAUGCAAAGAAAGGGAGAGAAUAUGCACUCCUUGGAAAUUAUGACUCAUCAAUGGUGUAUUACCAGGGAGUGAUACAGCAGAUCCAGAGGCAUUGUCAGUCAGUAAGAGACCCAGCUGUCAAAGGAAAAUGGUAUCAGGUACGGCAGGAAUUGUUGGAAGAAUAUGAACAAGUUAAAAGUAUUGUCAGCACUUUAGAAAGCUUUAAAGUUGACAAGCCCCCUGAUUUCCCCGUAUCUUAUCAAGAUGAACCAUUUCGAGAUCCUGCAGUUUGGCCACCUCCUGUACCUGCAGAACACAGAGCUCCACCUCAAAUCCGGCGUCCGAAUCGAGAAGUGAGACCUCUGAGGAAAGAAGCGGCGGGAGUAGGAGCUCGGGGACCUGUGGGUCGAGCACAUCCCAUAUCAAAAAGUGAAAAAGCUGCAAGUAGGGACAAGGAUUAUAGAGCAAGAGGCAGGGAUGAAAAGGGAAGGAAAAAUAUGCAAGAUGGUGCAAGUGAUGGUGAAAUUCCAAAAUUUGAUGGUGCUGGAUAUGAUAAGGAUCUGGUGGAAGCCCUUGAGAGAGACAUUGUGUCCAGGAACCCUAGCAUUCACUGGGAUGACAUAGCAGACCUAGAAGAAGCUAAGAAGUUGCUGAGGGAAGCUGUUGUUCUUCCCAUGUGGAUGCCUGACUUUUUCAAAGGAAUCCGAAGGCCGUGGAGGGGUGUGCUGAUGGUUGGACCUCCAGGUACUGGUAAGACCAUGCUAGCUAAAGCUGUUGCUACCGAAUGUGGGACAACAUUCUUCAAUGUCUCCUCUUCUACACUGACAUCUAAAUACAGAGGUGAAUCUGAGAAGUUAGUCCGUCUGUUAUUUGAAAUGGCUAGGUUUUAUGCCCCUACCACAAUCUUCAUUGAUGAAAUAGAUUCUAUCUGUAGUCGGAGAGGAACCUCUGAUGAACAUGAAGCAAGUCGAAGAGUCAAGUCUGAACUCCUCAUUCAGAUGGAUGAGGUCACAGAGACUGUGAAGUUCUCCUCACUGAGGUUACCACCAGGAGUUGGAGGAGCUUUAGAAAAUGAUGAUCCUUCCAAAAUGGUGAUGGUCUUGGCUGCCACUAAUUUCCCAUGGGACAUUGAUGAAGCUUUGAGAAGGAGACUAGAAAAAAGAAUCUAUAUCCCUCUUCCAACAGAAAAUCUUCUGACAGCAAAAGGAAGGGCCGAGCUGCUGAAGAUUAAUCUUCGAGAGGUGGAAUUGGAUCCCGAUAUUCAACUGGAAGACAUCGCGGAGAAGAUUGAGGGCUAUUCUGGUGCUGACAUAACUAAUGUCUGCAGGGACGCUUCUUUAAUGGCCAUGCGGAGGCGCAUCAAUGGCUUGAGUCCAGAAGAGAUCCGGGCCCUUUCCAAGGAGGAGCUCCAGAUGCCCGUUACCAAAGGGGACUUUGAGUUGGCUCUUAAGAAAAUUGCCAAGUCUGUCUCUGCUGCAGACUUGGAGAAGUACGAAAAGUGGAUGGUUGAAUUUGGAUCUGCUUGAGAUUUUGUCAACACUUUCAUUUCUGGUAUUUUUGUUUAUAAAAUGUGAAGAAAUUCUUGCAACGUUAAAAAAAAAAAGACUGGAAUAUUUCAUCAGAGAAAUUGUCACUUAAAGGCCAAAACAAAACAAAAAGUGUCUAAAACCUACAAAGAUAGGAAAUGUAGUUGAGAAGUGAGAAAGGCUUACAUUGAAUCUGCUAGUCUCCCUCACUGGCUUUGUGCUGAUAAGCCACAUACUUGUGCGUUAAUAUCGUACACCCAGUGUUAUUGGUGUGUCAGGAAGGCUGAGGAAGCAGUGGGGAAGCAGUGAGGACACAGUGGUGUACUGUUUGAGGAACUUGUUUACAAAGUAUUUGGAAAGAUUUUUUCACUUGCGUUUAUUGUCCCCCGCCCCUCAGUUCUUUGCUUGGUGAACAUGAAGGACACAGAACACACACACACACACACACACACACACACACACCUAUACACACACACACACACACACACACACACACCUAUACACACACACACCUAUACACACACACACGUUUUUAAAAGAGAAUUGGGUUUUGUCAAACUAAUUGUCAUUUUGAGAUGAAUGAUAGUAAAUUAUGAAGGAAAUAAUUUUAAAUAUGUAUAACGUGUAGUUACAAUUCAACUCCUCUUUCUUUCCUCCAUCUAUUCUGCUGUUAGCUGUUUAUUUCUUGAGCUAUUUUAAGGACUAUCCUAUAAUCUGUGUUUUUAAAAUCAUUUACCAACUUUUUUCUCUGGUUUAUAGUAUUUUUUGCCAGUGCUUCUCAUGUUUCAUGUUGGAAAGAUGGACAGACUCUUAUUCCAUUAGAAAUACCACUUCAUUCUGCACUUCUGAAUUUCUUUUCACUUUUCUUUCAGUGUGUUCAAACCAACAUAGCUAUUAUUUUUCUGUUCUAACACUGUUUGAUUUUUGUUGAGUUUAAUUUUAGUACUUAAGAUAAAUACUUUGACAUCCUAGACAAGUCUAGGCUCCAUGGUUAAUGUGAAACAACAAAAUCUUUAUAGUUUUCCAUACAUCUUAUUAACAAAAUACUACUAUGCACAGUGAAUGAUGUUCAUUUUAAAAAUGUCAAUAUGUCCUUAUAAAUUAAGAACUGGUACCCACAGUGAGAUUAGAAUAAAAAUCUGACAUGCUCAUUAGACAUGGACUUAGGCAAUAGAAAGGAGCCCCAAAAAAGGUAAAUGGCCCGAUUUUGGUCAGAAGUAGAGUAUCUUGGUGUUUGUUCUUUGUAAUUAAUCUCAUUUGGAUUAUUAGGUAAUCAAUGUCUUAAUAGACAACCUAAAAAUUUGUAUAUGAUAUCCUGAAUUCUUAAUUUUUAAGCCUACUGGUUUUAAGCUGUACAUAUGUGUGUGCGUGCGCGCACACACACACACACAUAUAUGCACUUCAAAACUCUUAGUAUAUUGCUUAAGAUAAUUUUUCUUACUAAGAUCUAUAAAUGCAUUACGUUGUUUUCAGGUAACAUAAGUCUGACUCUGUUUAAACCCCAUUAUUCAUCUGUUUGCUAUAAAAUGCCCUCUUCUGAGAACACAGAUCAUAAAAUUUCAAAUCGUGAGCCAUAAUUUUAUUGUAAUGGGAUUCA